UUCAUUUGUCAAGCAUUUUUGUUGAAAUCUUCUAUUUUUCACACCUUUAUUAAUUAACGGAAAAAUGGAUUCUCUGCCUACAGGUCACUUUACUUUGCAGCAGUUGGCGAAUAUUGCGCUUGGUGGCGAGCAAUUGACCGGAGUCAAUACUAUGGUACUACACAGCUUACUGGAUCUGCUAUUAAAGAAGUUGAAUUGUGAAGACGAAAGAGUGUCGAUAAGCGGCUAUGAAGCCAAGCAAAUCGAAAAAAUUUUGCAGACUUCUUCUAUUUCGCCAAUUACUUUUCACGAAGAGAAUUUCGAUGUAGUUUUAGAGAAAUUUGAGAAUAUAGACGAGAUGGAGAAGCAGCUCAAUGAAACCGAAGCGAAGUUGAGUGAGCAUUUAAUUGGUAUUCGGCGCUUUUUGAAUAGGUUCGAGACAUUAGAACCAUUUCGCUUCGACGAUGAUGAUUACUAUGAACUAUGCGAGGACCUGUGCAGUACACUUGAUCCGGAUGUGAAAAUCGCUUGUGAAACACUGGCCAGAUCGACGUUUUUGAAGACCAUAUUAAUGCGCAUGUGUCAUCCAAUCUUGAAAGCUUACCAUGAAGUUGAAAAGAAAUUAUGUGUGCUUGAGGUGGAGGUGUGUGCACUAAUGAAACGCUUGGAUAAAACUUUUGACAGUUUUCAACUUGUCACUGUGGUACAAUCGGAGUUUGAGUGGUGCCGUGUCGAAUUGGACAGGGUGCAUGGCAUCUUUUUUAAAGCUCUGAAUGAAAUACAAGACAUACUCGAUGCGAAGGUAAACAAAUGUCAAAUGCUACAGCUGAAAGAGUAUGUAACCGAACGUCUAGACAAUAUUUGGGUGAAAUUGAACAAAUUGCGCAUCGAAGGUCGUUGCCAGCGCGCUUCCGCUGUUGUAAUCGAUAAACAAACGACUGCUUAUACGGAGGCCGGAAAGAAAAUGGUUAAUACGCCUUGCAUUUGUGAUGGUGUUCAUCUGCAAUUGGCUAAAGAACAUAAGUUACUUGAGCGCAUGCGGCGUAUAGACAAUAAAUGUGUGGAAAUACUUCUGGAAACCCAAUGGCGAAAGUCAAAUGCAGGGACAUCAACAAAACAGAGUCCAUAAAAGCGGAAGCAUUCAGCAAUUACAUAUCAGAUGAACCUAAAUAUGAUAUAUUAGACUUUUACGACUGUCCCAGGAAGGUUCCAGUUUGAAACAGAUCGCUUUUUAUAAAUGUAAUGCAAAUAAGAACUGAUGAUUAUAUAUAAA
This is a messenger RNA of Bactrocera latifrons, 1252 nucleotides long. RefSeq lists its product as uncharacterized. The transcript has a single exon. The record is from RefSeq and is a predicted model, not a curated record. NCBI's taxonomy places the organism in Eukaryota, Metazoa, Arthropoda, Insecta, Diptera, Tephritidae. Bases 65 to 1108 code for a protein of 347 amino acids.